Messenger RNA from Heterocephalus glaber (naked mole-rat), 1261 nucleotides. RefSeq names its product glutathione peroxidase 3 (gene Gpx3). Gene Ontology annotation, biological process: response to oxidative stress; hydrogen peroxide catabolic process. Gene Ontology annotation, molecular function: glutathione peroxidase activity; selenium binding. The record is from RefSeq and is a predicted model, not a curated record. Lineage: Eukaryota; Metazoa; Chordata; Mammalia; Rodentia; Bathyergidae.
GCCUGGCCAUGGAUUGGCCAUCGCUGAGGCCUGAAAAGUGGCUGCAAGGCUCGGACGCCCAGACGGACGGGCAGCCUGGCUGUCAGACAGUGCUCAACGCGGCCAUGGCCCGGCUCCUUCGGGCGUCCUGCCUCCUGUCCCUGCUCCUGGCCGGCUCCGUCCCCUGGAGCCUCGGACAGGAGAAGUCCAAGACUGAGUGUCAUGGCGGCGUGAGCGGCACCAUCUAUGAGUACGGGGCCCUCACCAUUGACGGCGAGGAGUACAUCCCCUUCAAGAAGUACAGUGGCAAAUACAUCCUCUUUGUCAACGUGGCCAGCUACUGAGGCCUGACAGACCAGUACCUUGAACUGAAUGCACUACAGGAGGAGCUUGAGCCCUUCGGCCUGGUGGUUCUGGGCUUCCCCUGCAACCAAUUCGGAAAACAGGAGCCAGGAGAGAACUCCGAGAUCCUCCCCAGCCUCAAGUAUGUCCGGCCAGGCAGAGGCUUCGUUCCUAACUUCCAGCUCUUUGAGAAAGGGGACGUAAAUGGGGAGAAAGAGCAGAAGUUCUACACGUUCCUGAAGAACUCCUGCCCUCCCACCGCCGAGCUCCUGGGCUCGCCCAGCCGUCUCUUCUGGGAACCCAUGAAGAUCCACGACAUCCGCUGGAACUUCGAGAAGUUCUUGGUGGGGCCCGACGGCAAGCCCGUCAUGCGCUGGUACCACCGCACCACGGUGGGCAGCGUCAAGGUGGACAUCCUGGCCCACAUGAGGCGGCAGGCCGCCCUGCUGGCCCCGGGGAAGUAGCCGCCCCCCCGGCCCCUGCCCCUGCCCACCGCCGUCCUCCCGCGCUCCUCACCCGGCCCGCCCGGGAGCGACACCGCGGCUCCUCCCGCUGUCCCCAUGGCAACAGUUCGCGAGCCCUAAACCAGGUCCUCUACCCCGCUGACCUGGACUUCCGCUCGCCCGGCGGCGCCGCCGCAGUGCACAGGCUUCCGGCCUCCGCCUGGGCCUCGCCGCCGCAGCCGCUCCUUCCCGAAGGGCCUCCCACGACCCCGCCCAGGCCGCCAGCUCGAGAGCAGGGCGCGGGGCGUCCGCAUGAGGGAGGGGCCCGAAGCCCGGAGGGCGGGCCCCCCCUGAGCCUGUCCCGGGCCAGCCCUUGUGCAUUCAGGCUGAGCCCCGGCAGGGACGCCGCCCCUGUCUCUGCGGAGGUCGUGCCCUCUGCCCUCCCCUGCCCUGUUCCCCCGUCAACCCGUCUGCCCAGUAAAGGCUUCUCUGCAGCA